AUUCUACUCUCUUCAUUGCUUUACCUUGUUUUAAAACUUCACAAUUGUGAAUUUUCUUAACAAACAAUAAAUAAAUUUGCCAUUUCAUUUAAAAUAGACAAGUCCAAAAGUUUGCCAUCAGCACAAUCAAUAUUGGUUUGAAGACAGCUGGGUCGUAACGUGCGGAGGCACCUUGAGACGAGUUGUGUUCUGCAGACGACAAUUAAAAUCGAAGCCAAAACGAAAAUAAAAGAAUUACAACAAAUCGAAAGGAAAUUGAGAAGAGGAAAUAACAUAAUAAAAACCAAGUGAUGGUCUUGGUGAGCAACGAAUGGCGGAAUAAUAAGGAUGACGAGCAGAAAUCACCACCAUCAUCAGCAUCAUCAACACCACCACCAACAGCAGCAGCAGCAGCAGCCGAAACAGGAGCAGCUACAACAGCAGCAACGACGGAGGGAGAAGCACCACCAGCAGGAUUAGUCGGAGGAGCAGCUGGAACUGUUGAUGGAGCUGGUAUAAAUAAGCGAAAAAAGCAAAGCAAUAAUAAUAAUAUGGAAACGAAUAAAAAGCAAGCAGGAGGAGCAGCAACAGCAACAGCAGGGGAGCAAGAUAAAAUACUCCAAAUCCUUAAAAUGGAUAAGCAUGAAUUGGAGACGACGACAACAGCACCAACAAACGAUCUGAUUAUGAAUGAUGAUCCUAAUGAGAAUCAGGAGAAUAAUAAUGUGGAAAUCUGUGAUUCCAAUACAAAUACAUUGCAGAGUCAUAAUCAGCAGCAACAGCAGCAGCAGCAUCAACUGAGCAGCAGUCCCGAUCGUCAUGCGACAAUUAUUUCGACCAACUCAACUGGUGGAAGUAAUACACCACAACAGCUGCAACAGCAACAACAGGUGCUCAAUAUGGCCCUGAAUUCUGUGAUUAAUGGUGGAAAUAGUGGAAAUGGUGGUGGUGUUAGUGGAGACGGAGUAGGUGGAGGAGGAGUUGUGGUAGCAGGAGGAACGGGAGUUCCACUCUUCGGUUCAUUGAGUGGACUGAAUAAUGGUGCCUUAUUGCAGCGUGAUUCAAUUGAAUUGCAAUCAAAUCAAUCAUUAACGGCCGCCACCGAUCUCGAUAUCGAUACUAGCCGCUGUUCCGCCAAGGGCGAGGCGAAAAUUGUCCUACAAUGUGAGGCGAAAUCGCACAAAUUUGAUACUCGCACCAUUUUGUUGCAACCAAAUCAGGAAUGCAAGGUGGGACGCCUUAUAGCCAAGAGUAAGGCCAGCGAGGGUAAUGCCAUUUUUGAUUGCAAAGUUCUAUCACGCAAUCAUGCCAUGCUAUGGUAUACAUCGGACGGUCAUUUCUAUGUCAAGGACACCAAAUCGAGCAAUGGUACAUUUAUCAAUGACACCAAAUUGGGCAAUGAACCGGCCGAAUUGCAUUAUGGUGAUACUGUUAAAUUUGGUGUCGAAGUUAUUGAGAAUUCACGCCAAGAGGUUCAUGGUUGUAUUAUUGCUCGAGUUACCCUGUUCCUGCCGGAUGGACGUGAGGCCAUCUCAAUUGAAGCGGAUCAAUUGCAAUUGGUUGGUCCCAAUCGCAUCAGUUUCGAUGAAAUCCAGCGCUUGAACUCAUUCCUCCAAGAGGCAGCGCAGCGUGAAAAGAUGCUUAAGGCCAAGCUAAGCAGUUUACAGGGUGUUCUCGAUUCGACACGCAAGAAUUCGGCCAUGUGUUGGCAGAGUAUGAUCACCGAAGAUCAAUUGUUGCACAAAAUCAAUCUUCUGGAAAAGAAAUUGCAAAUGAUGGAAAAAAAUGUUCCGGAGAAUGCUUUAAGAAAUGAGAUUGUCAAGCUGUUGGAGGAUAAGACCACUUAUCAAUUGACUGCCAAAGAGGCUCUACGCAAGGUCUAUCAGGAGCGUUGCGAUGCAAUGCAAAUGGUUUCGAAAAUGGAGAUGGCCUAUGCCACCUCGGAGAAUGAAUGCAGCAUUUUGCGUGCCCAGAUUCUGACCUCUAAACAGAAUCUGCAGGAUUACAAUACGCGUUUGGAGCAGCUUCAGCAAGAAUAUGUGGAGUAUAAACAGGAUUCAUUGCGUCAGCAGCAAGAGGCUAAAGAGCAGGAGGAGCAACGAUUGGAACAUCUCAAAGAGCAAUUGGGCACACAAGAGCAAGAAAUGGAAGAGUUGCGUGCUCAGCUAAAGAUUUUACAGCAUACCAUUGCCGAGCAUGACAGCGAGCAGAAGUUGCAGGAGCAAAAUGCCCUGGAGCAACUGGACGCGGCCAUUACCGACAACAUGGACGAAGGUGAUGAUGAUGACGAUGACGACGACAACGACGAAGGCGACGAUGAUGCUGAUGCUGACGACGAGAAGAGUAAGAACAUUGAUGAGAAAGAUGCAGACACAAAGCAGCUGGGCGAGAAAAUUGAUGAGUUGAAACAAAAGAAGAAUAAAAAGUCCAAGCGUGACAAUCAGGAGAAAUUCGACAUAAAGAACAAAGUAAUACGCAAAUCUGCCGUAAUUAAAUGGCUUAAGAACUCGGAUCUCAAUAAAGGUGAAGGUGGUAGCGAUAUAUUGCAAGCCAUUAUCAAUAGUGCCGAUUCCGGAGAUGAAGAGAAUGAGAAUAAGGAACAUCAGCCGGAGCACGUCGAAUCAGAGGCCAGCGAUGAGUUUAUACACAAUUCACCAAAAAGUGUUCGGCUGAAUGGAUUAGAUAAUUCGGCCGUUAAAACACAUAAGCUGGAAUCGCAAGAGACUCUGGUGCUGGACUUUAACAAUGGUGAGGAACUGUCCGAAGAUCAAGCCAUUGAAAUGCUUCAAGAGGAAUGUCAAGCAUAUAAGCAAAAGACCACAUUGUUGACCAACGAGAUUCAUGAUCUGCAAAGCCAAAUGGAUGCAUUAAAGGAACUGCUAGCACUCGAGAAACAGAGUAAGUCUAGUAUAACAUCCGAAGUGGUGGAGCAAGAGAAGGCGGUAGAAAAAGAAGAGGACAAGGACGAAUCAAACAAAUCGCAGCGACGUCAGCUAUCUGGCCAAGAGGACAGUGAUUGCCUGGAUGAUAAUGAGGCUUGCAGCUGGAAAGAGGAUUUGGCUGCCAUUCGUAAUUCAAAUGUCGAACAAGAAGAGGAGCUAAUUGUGUAUAAGGAACGUCUGGAGCAAUCAGAGAGCAGCGUUCUUUUAUUACGGAACGAAAUCUCACAAUUAUUGUUGAAGCAACAGCAAGCGGGACUCGCGGAAGACAAGCAACGUUUAAUGUACCGUAUCCUGCCAGUUGGAUGUAUAGUUCUGGCUGCCGUAAUUUAUAUCCUCACAUCUCGCCUCUAAGAAGCGGAUAGCAACAUAAUUCCCCUUCCCCCCUACUCUCCCAUCUCUUUCAACACCACCCACACUCAAAACCAAACCCAAACACCUCACACAACACACACACACACACACACACAAACGAGAGAUUGAAGCCAUGUUGGAUGUAAAGUGCAAACAAAAACCAGGAAUGGAUGGACCGUUUUACAGUUAAUUAUAUAUAUAUAUUUAUAUGAAUAGGUAGCGUUAUAAUUCGAGCUUUACUCUAUAUUUUCAUUUGCUUUGUUUCCUCCCCCCCACCCCCACCCAAUUUUCCGUUGAGCGCAAAAUUAACAGUCGUAUAUAUGAAUUGAAACGAAGUCUAAAAACAAAAACGAACAUUAAAAACAUCAACAAAAAAAAAAAAUACAACUUACAAAUAAACAAAACGAAACACAAGGGUUAGUUAAUUAUUAAGUUGGUCCCCUCACCCAAAAAAAAAAAACAAAAAAAAUCAAUCUAUUUAACAAAUAAUUGUUUUAUUAUGCGUUAAUUGUCAUCUAAAUUUAUCUUAUUUUUUUUUUGUAACGGUGGUGCGUUCUAUUGAAUCGUCAGCCGCGAUAAUCGAUUUGUGUAUAGAAAAUG
Molecule: messenger RNA, 3872 nt
Organism: Drosophila willistoni
Lineage: Eukaryota; Metazoa; Arthropoda; Insecta; Diptera; Drosophilidae
Gene: Slmap
Product: sarcolemmal membrane-associated protein
Exons: 4
Coding region: 291-3272 (993 amino acids)
Molecular function (GO): protein binding
Source: RefSeq, a predicted model, not a curated record